GGCGAAAAAAAGGGGUAGCUGCAGGGAGCGAGGGGAAAGGCGGUGUGGAGUGCGAGGUCGGGUGAAACGUCUAGUCAUUCGACCACAUGGUCACCCUCAUUAGGGAGAAGUGGGACCAGGAUGCGCAUCUGCAGGGAAUGGGCCACGCCUACUCUCGCAUGAAGCCGAGGGAAUGGAAGUGGGCGAAUGUUGAAGAGAGGCUAAAGAAGAUUGUUGUGGAGAGGACAGCCGACAAGUGUGGGAAGAAAUGGGACAACUUGAUGCAGCACUUCAAGAAGGUGCACCUGUUUCAGGAGGCGUCUAGGAAACAAGACUUCUUUCAAUUGACGGGGAAGGAGAGGUCUACUCAUGGUUUCAAUUUCACCAUGGAUCGGGCCGUGUAUCAAGGGUUCCACCGCGAAGAGUCACACCAUACACCCGAAGAAUCCGCGGACACAAACUGUUCCGCAAGGGAGGGGGUUCGCAAGGCUGAUGCCAUCAUCAAUGUCGACACUGGUCAAGCGGCGAGGGAGGUCAAAGUGAAGGCAGCUCCGCAGAUGGCGCGCGCUGGGGGGAUCGUUGCCAGGACACCUGUGACUGCGCCGCCUGGUGGGCAAGAUUCUGUGCGGGUGCAAUCACCCCCAGCCACACCACGUGCCCAAACAGUUCCGGAGGCGGGAGGGGCCGCGAAGGUGGCAAUGCAAGGAAGCGGCCUGGGUGCACAUCGACAAGAUGUGGUGGAUGCGCAGGGCGGUGCUGUGGCGGGAUCACUUAGACCGAUGGCGGCUGCGGCAGCCAUGGAGAGCCAUGGGGAAGGCGACGACGGCGAGCCUUUGGUGAACAGGCAACGACGGGGGAUUGCACGAGAUGGGAUCGACGCUGCAACGAAGAUGUGGGUGGACGACAUGAGGUUCUAGAACGAGACGAAGGGCAAUGGACUCUUCAAGCUUAUCCAGGAAACGC
This is a messenger RNA of Chara braunii, 942 nucleotides long. The record is from the annotation of a GenBank genome assembly. NCBI's taxonomy places the organism in Eukaryota, Viridiplantae, Streptophyta, Charophyceae, Charales, Characeae.